Molecule: messenger RNA, 2628 nt
Organism: Daucus carota subsp. sativus
Lineage: Eukaryota; Viridiplantae; Streptophyta; Magnoliopsida; Apiales; Apiaceae
Product: mitogen-activated protein kinase kinase kinase NPK1
Exons: 17
Coding region: 145-2130 (661 amino acids)
Biological process (GO): protein phosphorylation
Molecular function (GO): protein kinase activity; ATP binding
Source: RefSeq, a predicted model, not a curated record
UAGACGUUGCCGUCUCAUAUUCAAAAAACCAAAUCCGCCCAUCUUUCCCCCCUCUCUUCACACUUUUCAACGCUACUCCACUCACAAAAUCUAUGCACACAAUUUAAAACCCUAGAUAUCAUCUUGAUUUCAAUUCGAUCUGUAAUGCAAGACAUCUUCGGAUCGGUUCGCCGAUCACUCGUUCUCCGAUCACCGGACGAUGACUCCACUGCCGUCGGAACCCUAGUCGACAAAAUCAAGUGUAUUCGCAAGUCCAGAAUGUUCUCCAAGCUUUCGCCGCCGCCUCAGCCGCUUAAUUCGCCCACUGCGCCCACGAUUAGGUGGCGUAAAGGCGAGAUGAUCGGUUGCGGCGCGUUUGGUCAGGUUUAUAUGGGAAUGAAUCUCGAUUCCGGAGAGUUACUUGCGGUUAAACAGGUUUUGAUUGUUGCGAAUAAUGCUUCCAAGGAGAAAGCUCAGGCACAUAUAAAGGAGCUCGAGGAAGAAGUAAAACUUCUGAAAAAUCUUUCUCAUCCAAACAUUGUUAGAUAUUUAGGAACUGUGAAAGAGGAAGAAACUCUAAAUAUCCUGUUAGAGUUUGUUUCCGGAGGUUCAAUCUCAUCCCUACUAGGGAAAUUCGGGUCAUUCCCUGAGGCUGUUGUAAGAAUGUACACAAAACAAUUGCUGUUGGGACUUGAUUACCUUCACAAAAAUGGUAUCAUGCAUAGGGACAUUAAGGGGGCAAACAUUCUUGUUGAUAAUAGAGGAUGCAUUAAACUCGCAGAUUUUGGUGCAUCCAAGAAAGUUGUUGAGCUGGCUACGAUAACAGGUGCCAAGUCCAUGAAGGGUACACCAUACUGGAUGGCUCCGGAAGUAAUUCUGCAAACCGGUCAUAGUUUCUCUGCGGAUAUAUGGAGUGUUGGAUGUACGAUAAUUGAGAUGGCUACAGGAAAGCCUCCCUGGAGCGAACAAUACCAAGAGGUCGCAGCUCUCUUCCAUAUUGGUAGUACAAAGUCUCAUCCACCAAUCCCUGAUCAUCUCUCUGCUGAAGCAAAAGAUUUUCUGCUUCAGUGUUUACAAAAGGAACCAGAGUUGAGGCCAACCGCUUGCGACUUGCUGCAGCAUCCCUUCGUCACUAAGGAAUCCUGGCAAUCUCUUCCUGUUGCUUCUACUACCUCUAUGGAGGAGAACUUGAAAGCUCCUAUCCGAUUACACGAGAAAGAUAUGGAUAUUUCCCCCACCUCAAGUGAUGUCUGCAAUUUGGGUACUCUGGACUUCUCAACUGUGAACUUUGUGAAUGUAGCAGAAAGUGGACAUGAUUGGCAAGCAGAUAACAGUGAUGAUAUGUGUUUGAUUGACAAUAAAGAUGGUUUUGCAGUGCAUGCAGAAACUAAAAUGAGCCCUCUAUUGUGUGGUGACAUUAAUAAGAGCUUCAAUCCCAUGUGUGAGCCUGAUGAAUGGAGUUGCAAAUCUGAUGGGACCAAUGAAUUGGAAAGGCCAACGACUUCGGAUGAUAACCAACCAGAUGGUAAAGUUGACUGCUGUUCAACCGGAAAAAGAAUUGAUUUUGCUUUUCAUUGUGGACAAUCACUAUCUGAAGAUGAUGAUGAACUUACUGAGUCUAAGAUUAGAGCCUUUUUGGAUGAGAAGGCUGUAGAACUUAAAAAAAUGCAAACACCCCUCUACGAAGAGUUCUACAAUGGUGUUAAUGCUACCAGCUCUACAGUUUUUUCUGAAAGUACAUCUGAUGGAAGUGCACUAAAUUUCUUAAAGUUACCACCUAAAAGUCGGUCCCCUAGUCGUGUGCCUAUCACUCCCACCGCAGUUGAGUCUGCAAUUUAUUCAAGUCCUGGAAGUGGUGGAACACACAUAUCAAAUAUUAGUGGCACAAGUAAUCAUAGUCCUGGGGAACAUCUAUCACCCCAGCUUCAUGAUCAGAAAGGGAUUCAGGUUGAUGGGCAACAUAAUUCUAUUAGCCCAGGUAUGAGCUUCUCUGAAGUACAACGAAAGUGGAAAGAGGAACUUGACCAAGAGUUGGAGAGAAAGAGAGAGAUGAUGCGCCAAUCAGGUGGCGGAGGAAAAAUUAUAUCUCCAAAAGAUCGAGGUUUAAACCGAAAAAGAGAUAGGUCAAGGUUCGCAUCACCAGGCAAGUGAUUGUAUGCAUGUGAGUGUGUCUAUUAUGCUAAACUUAAGCAAUGGAAUUAUGCUGAUGAUUCUUUGAGGAAUCUUAGAUGUUCCUCAUUGACAUACAUCUGCUGUGUUCCUUAAUCUGGUUGAAGCAAUGGAAGUGCAGUCGAGCUAGUUAUUUUAGAUGAAACUAGCAGUUUCACAGCUUUAAGAUGGCUCAAUCCAGUUUCCUGCAUAUCAAUAUGUCCAGUUCAUGUCCUUUAGAGUAGCAAACUUUUGUAUGUAAUGUGUGCGAUAAUAGAAGCAUAUCAUAAAAACUAGGAUCUUACCAUUUCUUUUUUCGGAUUUUCAUCUGGUAUGACCAGGAAGAGGGGUGUAGCUGUUGAGCUCUUUUAGCCUUGUGUGCAUAAAUUUGUCUUAAUUGGGCAAUUAUCUUGUUUAAUACAGCCAACACAGUAUGAUACCCUUUCCCACUAUUCCUAAUAUGUAACCAUUUUUGUUUCAAUAUUUGCAAUUGGUUUUCAA